AUGGAGAGGAGAAAUCAAACGGCACUGAAGGAGUUCAUCAUUCUGGGGUUUUCCAGCCUCCGGGAGGUGCGGCUUUUACUCUUCAUGGGCUUUUUGACCACUUACGUCUUCACCCUGCUCGGGAACACCUUCAUCAUUGUCCUCGCCUGGCUGGACCAGCGACUCCACACGCCCAUGUAUUUCUUCCUGGCCAACCUAUCCUUUCUGGACAUCUGUUAUACCACCACCACUGUCCCCCAGAUGUUGGUUCAUCUCCUCUCCGAGAGGAGCACCAUCUCCUACAUGGGCUGCGGGCUGCAACUUUUCUUCUUCUUCUCCUUUGUGGGCACCGAGUGCCUCCUGCUGGCAGUGAUGGCCUUUGACCGCUACGUGGCCAUUUGCAACCCACUGCGUUACACGCUGAUCGUCAACAAAACCAUCUGCCUCUGGCUGUCCACUGCUUCCUGGGUAAGCGGCUUCCUCAACUCGACAGUCCAUACGAUCUUCGCCUUCCAGUUGCCCUUCUGUGGGGACAACCGUAUCGACUACUUCUUCUGUGAUAUCCCGCCGCUUCUUGAGCUGUCGUGCGGGGACACCUCCCUCAACAAACUCCUCAUCAUCUUCAUCGGCCUCUUCAUAGCUUGGGCCCCCUUCGCCUGCAUCCUUCUCUCCUACACUUACAUCCUCUCAACCAUACUGAAGAUGCCUUCUUCCAAGGGAAAGAAGAAGGCAUAUUCCACCUGCUCAUCCCACCUGACGGUGGUGAUUCUCUACUAUGGCAGUUGUAUCUUCACUUACCUGAGACCCAGUUCCAGUUACUCACCAGAUAGCACCAGACUGAUCUCAUUGAUGUACAGCAUCUUAACGCCGAUGCUAAACCCAGUCAUUUAUACCCUGCGGAACAAGGACGUGAAAGAGGCUUUGAAAAAUGUUCUGCUUAGGACAUGA
Pelodiscus sinensis (Chinese soft-shelled turtle) is the source of this 927-nucleotide messenger RNA. RefSeq names its product olfactory receptor 5V1-like. Gene Ontology annotation, cellular component: membrane. Lineage: Eukaryota; Metazoa; Chordata; Testudines; Trionychidae. The record is from RefSeq and is a predicted model, not a curated record. Gene Ontology annotation, molecular function: olfactory receptor activity; G protein-coupled receptor activity. Gene Ontology annotation, biological process: G protein-coupled receptor signaling pathway.